AUGUGCGCGGCAGAGAAGGAAAAGUCAAGCGCUCCGAAAGGCACAAAGGUGGUGUUAAGGAGGCUUCCACGCGACAUGACAGAAGCUGAACUAAUGACCAAGCUUGGACAAACCCCACCGUCGAUAUACACAUAUUUUGUGCCGGCUGAUAAGGAGAUGGAACCAUUUGCUUACUCUCGAUGCUACUUCACCUUCGUCAAAAAUUCUGAAGUAUUAGAAUUCAGCCGUAAAUGGAACGGCUAUCGGUUUGCGGAUUCAAACGGUAACUACUCAGCGGCGAUGGUUGAGCUAACAUCGAAUGAUCGUAUACCACGCAAGCCACGAAGUGAUGUAGCAAAAGAUCCGAAAUGCGGUACCAUAGAGAACGAAAUUGAAUAUAAGCAGUUCAUGCACGAUCUUGAAGUUGAAUACGAAAUGGCCAGGUUAUCACUGGAUGAGCAGUUGCUGCAUGCACAACAGUUGAGGUUGGAUGCAAAAGCAUCUGCUGUUCAACCUACCCCUCUGACACAAUACAUAAUAAAAGAAAUGGAGGCCAAAGCACAGCGCAAAGCGGAAAGACGUCGCGCGGGCCGAUCAGGAUUCGAUCGAUAUGAUGCACCGAAUGCUGAGAGAAAGGGUGGUGUGCUUGAGAUAAAGAACAGUUCUCGAGGUUGGGGACCACGAUCAUUGCGUUCGAAUGCGGUGGAGGACAAAGAGAAGGGAAAAACAGAAAAUAAUAACAAGGAUACGGGAAAAGAAACAGGCACGAAAGAAGAAGAACCAGUUGACCAUUUGGCAAGACUUUUCGCGAAUGCGAAGAAAAUGCCAGUUACUACUGAGCCCAGAGAAAAGAAACCGGUCUCUUCAUCUGGAAAAUUCGAGAAGCAGUCGCUAAAACUUAGGAGAGAGCGUGGAAAGGGAAAGCCAGAGAGUGCCGUGGAAAAGAAAGAAGAUGGGGGAGAAAAAGCGGUGGAAAGUCACAAAGGGUCUGAGGAUAGCGAAGCAAAGGGAACCAUGGGCCUUGAUUCACCCUUAAAAAAAGUUCCACCUCCGAAGCGCGAUCCUGCUGAGCGGCAAAGAAGAAGAGAAGGACAGACAUCGCGUCCUGUCAAAAAACCUUCAGAACGACUUCUUGCAGCACUGGGGGCUGCAACUGCAUCGAGUCGGUCGGCGGCAGCCUCAUCUAACUCUGAUUUUAAAUCGAAGAAGUACUCGGAGAGAAAUCGACGCAAGGAUGAAUCUGAAAAAGAUGAAAAAGAUUCUGCAGACGUUCCAAAUGCUAGCUGA
Messenger RNA from Necator americanus (New World hookworm), 1266 nucleotides. RefSeq lists its product as uncharacterized. NCBI's taxonomy places the organism in Eukaryota, Metazoa, Nematoda, Chromadorea, Rhabditida, Ancylostomatidae. The record is from RefSeq and is a predicted model, not a curated record. Gene Ontology annotation, cellular component: nucleolus; cytoplasm. Bases 1 to 1266 code for a protein of 421 amino acids. Gene Ontology annotation, molecular function: mRNA binding. Gene Ontology annotation, biological process: nuclear-transcribed mRNA catabolic process, nonsense-mediated decay; positive regulation of translation. The transcript has 11 exons.